Cyprinus carpio (common carp) is the source of this 5175-nucleotide messenger RNA. Its product is annotated as ceramide synthase 2-like. Gene Ontology annotation, biological process: ceramide biosynthetic process. Gene Ontology annotation, cellular component: membrane. Bases 1705 to 2841 code for a protein of 378 amino acids. Gene Ontology annotation, molecular function: sphingosine N-acyltransferase activity; DNA binding. The record is from RefSeq and is a predicted model, not a curated record. NCBI's taxonomy places the organism in Eukaryota, Metazoa, Chordata, Actinopteri, Cypriniformes, Cyprinidae. The transcript has 16 exons.
CGUAGCGGAGUGGAUUUUUUUUCCCCCCAUAAUAACAAACUGCUGCUUAUUUGAAGUUUCAACACCUUCAGGACAAAUUUCAGGGUAUACAUGAAGUCCGACUGAAUUUGGCAUGUUUUGGAGAAGUGCAAAGUCAAAAUUGUGUUUAAAGAUGUACACUGCUGGUCAAAAGUUUGGGAUUAGGAAGAUUUUUAAGGUUUGCUGCUGCUGGAUUGUCUGAAUGAAGGGUCUGUGAAGAACAGAGCGAUGAGGUGCAAUCAUUCACUGGCUGCGUCCGACUUGUCUCAUCACGGAUGCCUCAGGAUUGAAUUUCCAAGGCAUUUUCGGGCUGUUACGUGCAGGACCUGCUCCCAGUCUGAGCAGUGAAGAGCUGGCCAGCAGAAUCUCGUCAUGUGUUAGUCUCACAGCAAACACUCCUGCGCCGUCUGUCACACACACAGACUCAUGUGCAUGUGUCUCGCUCUUACUGAGAGCAUCAUUAGCAGACUGACGGCACAGAGUUUGCCACGAUAUUCUAUGAAGAUGUGACUGUUGGAGAAAUGAUGCUGAUGGCAAAACUGGUGUGUUAAAUCAAAAUAUGUUCUGACGAAGCUUCCUUCUGGGUUGGAUUCCUUCUGACUCCAGACACACAGGAACCUCCCUUUCUAAGACCAUGUGUGAGUUCUUUGACCUCCUGGAAGUCCUCAACGCUGCCCGGCUCAGAUUUGGAGUCUGCUCUUCAGUUCAGAGAGUCAUGUUCGUUGAGUCAUGAGAGCUGAGGUGGAGUACUUCAUGAAGAAACGAGCGCUGCUUCUUCUGAAGAGAAGUCUUCUGCGGAGAGCCGGGGAGGACUGGGCUUCAGCUGAAGCUCAGUGUGAAUCACGUGGAGAUCCCGGCCUGACGGAGGACAUGCUGAUCCUGGCAGAUGGUGUGCUACAGGAAGUCACUGCAGGCUGGCUGAAGGAAGUCCCUGUGAAGGCUCAAGCCAGUUUCUUUGGAGGGAACUGUGAUGCGAGUCUCGGCGAGACGCAGAAGGAUGAUGUGAUUCUGAGAGCCGUGAGCCUGAUUUUGCUGAAGUCACUAGAAAUAAACAUCCAGUCCCUCGAUGCAAAGGAUCUCAGAGUGACUUUGAGGUCUGUGGGUAUUAAACAGAGCUCAUGUGGUUCCUCCAGCGUCACAGGACUCUGGUGUCUCCAGACGCUCACAGCUGCUCCUGGGUGUCUGUAGUAUUUGCUGAACAGGAUGACGACGUGAUGGACUCAGCCAAGACUUUGAUUGGCUUGUAUUUAUAUCAGAAAAGGUAAUUCAUUUGUGUGAGUACAGACGGCAUGUUCUGCUCCAAACACACCCCGUGGUACUGAGUCACUGCCUGUCCUUUGUCUUAUCAGGCUGAGUGAACCGCUGAUCUCGCCCUCACAUUGCAGCUCUAUCAGUUGCACAAUUCAAAUGAGGUUAGUCCUUGGGGCGCAGUUUUUGUGCGUGCAUGAGCGAACCCACCGAAUGCCUGUUCACCUCGGGAAGGUAAAGAGGAGGUGAGAGAGGGGAGGAAACAAGUCAAAUGCAAUAAAGCAGGGUGUGACCGCAAAGUAUCUCAAACAAAGAGCAUUCCCGUGGGCCUCCAGUCCCUCCAUGUUACGCACUUUCCCACCGUCAGCAGCAAGCAGCGUGAGAUUAGACAUUUACCUGAGCGCUGCGCUCAACCGCUGACAGGAAGCACAGAUCACAAUGAUUGGGAUGAUUAGUGAGUGGCUUUGGUGGGACCGGCUAUGGCUGCCGGGAAACCUCACGUGGGCCGAUCUUAAAGACGAGGAUGGGCUCGUCUACGCCAGAGCAUCCCACCUCUACGCCACCGUGCCAUUUGCUUUGGGCUUCCUUGUACUCAGAUACCUGUUUGAAAGGUUGAUAGCGACACCGCUUGCAGCUUUGCUUGGCAUUACAGAGAAACCCAGAUACAAAGUGGAGCACAAUGCUGUUCUUGAACACUAUUUCAGUACAAAGUCAAAACACCCCAGACAGGCAGAUAUUGACGGCCUGUGCAAAAAAUGCAGCUGGUCAAGUAGAAAAGUGGAGCGCUGGUUCAGAAAGAGACGAAACCAGGAGCGUCCAGGGGUUCUGAAAAAAUUCAGAGAGGUCAGUUGGCGAUUGGUGUUUUAUCUGGCGGCGUUCGUUGGUGGAAUCAUAGCCCUGUAUGAUAAACCCUGGUUUUAUAAUUUGCGGGAGAUGUGGAACGGCUAUCCCAGACAGUCCAUGCUGGAGUCUCAGUACUGGUAUUAUAUUGUGGAGAUGAGCUUCUAUUUGUCACUAGUGCUCAGAAUAACCUUCGAUGUCAAACGAAAGGACUUUAAAGAGCAGAUCAUCCAUCACUGGGCCACACUGACGCUCUUGGCUUUCUCAUGGUGUGGGAACUACAUCCGGGUCGGGACCCUGGUCAUGCUCAUUCACGAUUCCUCUGAUAUUCUUUUGGAGUCUGCCAAGAUCUUCAACUACGCCAAAUGGGGAAGAACGUGCAAUGGCAUCUUCGUGGUAUUUGCUGCUGUCUUCAUAGUCACGCGACUCAUAAUCUUUCCUUUUUGGAUCAUUCACUGCACGUGGGUUUAUCCACCAGACCAUUACCCACCAUUCUUUGGAUAUUACUUUUUUAACUUCAUGCUCGUCAUCUUGUUGAUGCUGCACACAUUCUGGGCGUAUCUGAUUCUGCGUAUGGUGAAGAUGUUCCUUUUCGGAAGUUUAACCAAAGACGAGAGGAGUGACAAUGAAGAAGAUGAGGAAGAAGACGGGGAAACCAGUGUGACUGAGGACAAUGACGGACAUGUGAAAGUGACCAAUGGCUGUGGAGCAGGAGGCGGGGCUAAUCACCACUGACACCUCUGUUCUCAAACUGUGAAGGACUUUGAAUUGCCCUCAGGGAUGCGAGGAGCCAAAAACAUACAUGUGAUUUAUUGUCCCGCAGAGAAUAUGCCAGAAACUUGUCAAAACAAAUUGCAUCUUUUAAUAACACUGAAAAAAGGCUCCACCCCCCACUUUGCUUCACUGGAGACGACUUGCUGUGUGUCUUGGCUGCUUCAAAACCUUUUCCCCCCUUUCAACUAAAACUUUUUUCAUUAUGGCACAAGAUCACAUGGGUAAUUAUAAAAGAACACUGCGCAAAGAAAAAGAAACUCCUCGUAAGUUUUAAUAGACUCCUCAUUGUUUUUGAAGCUCAAAGAUCACGUCACACUGGCUGCUGGCAUCGUCCAUCGAGGCCUCAUCCGCCGUGCUGUUGAGUUAUACAUCAACCUCUGCUGUCCAACACAUCCUCUUGUGAGAACUAAUCAGAUGAGAUCUCAAGGUUAUGUUCCCUGCAAGUGAUUUUGAAGAAGAACUUCUACUUUCGUAUCACUUGACCCUCUUGACAAGGUGGACAGCAGACGUUGCUUUCUUUCAUUUUAACACAGUGUCUACAUUGGAUGCGUCCAACAUUGUUACUUGAAGUUCACACUGCUGUAGCAAGCUUUUUUUUGUCACUGCAGGCCAUUUUCAGAAACUUUUGAUGGCUGGAGGUCACUGAGUCUCUGUACUGCUGGUUUUUACUAGGCAUUUCUAUGCUUCCUCGGUAUCUGCACUCUCGCAUAGCAAUCUGCUCAACUCAGAUCACCAGCUUUCAUUGAAAACGAAGGACUUCCAGUCAGUCAAUAGUUAACUUCAAAAUUGUGUGCCACAAAACCAGAAAUGUGUUAUUAAAAUAGCUAGUUUUAAAGGUGGUAAUGUGUUUUAACUUUUUUUAAUGUUAAUCUUACUUGCUCCUUCAGACCAGGGUUGGGUAAAUCUCAGAAUUGGCUCUCUUUCAUUUCAUGAGUGUGAAUUCUAUCUAUCUAUCUAUCUAUCUAUCUAUCUAUCUAUCUAUCUAUCUAUCUAUCUAUCUAUCUAUCUAUCUAUCUAUCUAUCAUCAUUCUGUCGUUCGGUCGUUUUAUCGUUUCGGUCUUUCUAUCUGUCGUUCGGUCAUUCUAUCGUUCGGUCGUUCUAACUAUCGUUCUAUCGUUUUUUUGUCUUUUUUUAUUUUUUGUUCGGUCAUUCUAUCAUUAGGUCAUUCUAACUGUCGUUCUAGCGUUCGGUCGUUUUAUCGUUUCGGUCUUUCUAUCUGUCGUUCGGUCAUUCUAUUGUUCGGUCGUUCUAACUGUUGUUCUAUCGUUUUGGUCUUUUUUAUCUUUUGUUCGGUCGUUCUAUCAUAAGGGUCAUUCUAACUGUCAUUCUAGUGUUCGGUCAUUCUGUCGUUUUGGUCUUUCUAUCUUUAGUUCUGUCGUUCUAUCUUUAGGUCGUUCUAACCAUUGUUCUAUCGUUCGGUCGUUCUAUUGUUUCGGUCUUUCUAUCUGUCAUUCUGUCAUUCUAUCGUUCUGUCAUUCUAACUGUCGUUCUAUCGUUUUUUGUCUUUUUUAACUUUCGUUCGGUCGUUCUAUCAUUAGGUCAUUCUAACUGUCGUUCUAGCGUUCGGUCGUUUCGGUCUUUCUAUCUUUUGUUUGGUCGUUCUAUCGUUUCAGUCUUUCUAUCUGUCGUUCGGUCAUUCUAUCAUUAGGUCAUUCUAACUGUCGUUCUAGCGUUCGGUCAUUCUGUCGUUUCGGUCUUUCUAUCUGUCGUUCGGUCAUUCUAUCGUUUGGUCGUUCUAACUAUCGUUCUAUCGUUUUUUGUCUUUUUUAUCUUUUGUUCGGUCGUUCUAUCAUAAGGGUCAUUCUAACUGUCGUUCUAGUGUUCGGUCGUUCUGUCGUUUCGGUCUUUCUAUCUGUCGUUCGGUCAUUCUAUCGUUUGGUUGUUCUAUUGUUUUAGUCUUUCCAUCUGUUGUUCUAUCGGUCGUUCUAUCGUUUCAGUCUUUCUAUCUGUCGUUUGGUCAUUCUGUCUUUCUUUUAAAAUAACUUGUUGGAUAUUCACAUCUGUGAGUGACUGAUUUGGCGAGUGAUUUUAGACUAUUUAAUUAGUUGAAAUGUGUAUGAGAGAAUGACUAUAUAAACUGAAGUAAAUGAAUGAAAGUCAGGCCUUUGCAAGUAAAAUUAUAUGACAAGUCAUUUUAGUUUGUCUGGGGCAAUGCAAAGACCCACAGAUCAACAGAGAUGGUUUUGAGAAUUUAUGUUGUGCAUUUACUGUUUUAUGCACAGAAAGUGUAAAGGAAAGAUUUUGUUUUUUAAUGUCCAAUUCUAUUUUUAUUGUAAUAAAGUUGUUGAGCCAAUA